UUCAGUCAAUAUCAUAAUGUCGAACGUGAAGUAUUCUAUACUUCUCGUUGUUAUAUUAUGGUUUUCCCUCAGCAGUUCGGAAAAUCCUGCUAAACUUACUUUUGAAGAGUUCCGUGUGUUGUCGCAUAAUCAGCAAAUGGUUAGCAAUAUAAAAAAUGAAAUUAAACCCAAUGGUCGUGGAGGUUUUAAAGUUAGCUACUCCUUGAAUAUUUUGAAACCGAUUAAUAUGGAUGCGGCUAGAGUUACUGCAAAAGGAUUUACAUUCAAUAAAGAAACAAAUGAAUUUAAUACGAAUCCCUUAAAACUAGUCAAGAAAAUCUGUGAGGAGUUUAAGAAAACUUACUUUGUAGAUUUUUCAGACAUGGCAAACUAUGGAAACAUUACAGGAUGUGGAACUUUGCGACCUGGUUUUUAUGCUAUAAAAGAUUAUUCACCGGAAGUACGUCUUCCCGAUUUACGUAUCCUCACAGGUCGAUACAAAAUGAACACCGUUAUUCAGACAGGAAAGACGUUUCUUAUUGAUGUGGAUAUUUAUGCUCGAAUCGACUAGAUAAAUUAAUGAAAUUGGAACUAAUCAAAUCAAAACCGCAUCACCUUGACGUGGCGCAGUUUUAGAUCACACUUUUCUUUAUUCGUUUGAAAACAAACAUGGCAUAGUGAUAAAUAAAUUUCUGGACUGUGAAUUUGUUUCAGUUUCUCAAUCCUAC
Molecule: messenger RNA, 707 nt
Organism: Dalotia coriaria
Lineage: Eukaryota; Metazoa; Arthropoda; Insecta; Coleoptera; Staphylinidae
Exons: 4
Coding region: 17-550 (177 amino acids)
Source: RefSeq, a predicted model, not a curated record